Messenger RNA from Cavia porcellus (domestic guinea pig), 2423 nucleotides. RefSeq names its product cytochrome b-245 chaperone 1. The transcript is spliced from 7 exons. The coding region runs from base 181 to 771 and encodes 196 amino acids. NCBI's taxonomy places the organism in Eukaryota, Metazoa, Chordata, Mammalia, Rodentia, Caviidae. The record is from RefSeq and is a predicted model, not a curated record.
UCCUCGCAGACCCGGUCCCUCAACGGCGGUGCAGGUGCGGGCAUCCGGUGGGACGUGCGGCCCGGCACUCGUACUGGCCCACCUGCGCAGGUGGUGGUCUCCACCGGCUGUCCUCCCAGCGCGCUGGGCCGCAGAGGGCUGAGCAGACGCGGCCGGCGGCCAGUGCAGACACUUUCCAGGAUGUACAUGCAGGUGGAGACCCGCACCAGCUCCUUUCUCCAUCUGAAGAGGGCUCCAGGCAUCCGGUCGUGGUCCCUCUUAGUUGGCAUCCUGUCGACUGGGUUGGCUGCUGCCUACUACAGUGGAGAUAGUCUGGGAUGGAAGUUCUUCUAUGUCACUGGCUGCCUGUUUGUGGCUGUGCAGAAUCUGGAGGACUGGGAGGAAGCCAUCUUCAACAAGAGCACGGGGAAGGUCAUUUUGAAAACAUUCAGCCUCUACAGGAAGCUGCUGACCCUUUUUAGAGCAGGCCAUGACGAAGUGGUGGUCCUGCUCAAUGAUAUCCGGGACGUGAAUGUGGAGGAGGAGAAGGUCCGGUACUUUGGGAAGGGAUAUAUGGUGGUGCUGCGGUUCUCAACAGGCUUCUCCCACCCUCUCACCCAGAGUGCAGUCAUGGGGCACCGCAGAUACCCUGCACUUCAUCUUGGUCCCAGUGAUGUGGAGGCCAUUGCUAAGCUCAUCACCAGCUUCCUGGAGCUGCACCGCCUGGAGAGUCCCUCAGAACGGUCCCACAGCAGUGACAGUGAGGCCGAUAUUCCUGGCAGCCAGAGCUGACGGGUCCAGCAUGGCUGUGUGUGGGCCCCAUCCACAAUAUCUUGGCCUGGGCUUCCAAUGGUGUCUUAGCUCAGCAGCCAGCCACAAGUUUCCUGACUCAUCCUGGAUGUCUGCCUGUGACUCCUGGGGUAGCGAGGAUGGACUGCCUGCCUCUGCCUGUUCACACUUCUGGCUCCAUUCUGCCCAGAGCCAUGCUCAUGGCCAGGGGGCACUUUAAGAUGCAGGAGGCACAUGCUUCUUCCAGGGACUCAGCAGUCACCACACCUCUCAGAACCGGACAGCAACCCUGGCCCAGCAGAGUGGGAUGUGAGGUGAUGGACCGUAUGGCCUGGCUCAUCCCAGGGACUGUGAAACAAAGGACGCUGCAGACUUUUCUCUAGCAUGGGCCCAGGGCCUGCCCUGCCCACAUCCAGAGGCUUUGUCAGCCCUGGGCUCUGGCAUUGAGUUCUAUUCAUAAUACUAUGAUGCCUGUGUGCCUGUUGGGGAGGGCCAGGUCCCUCUGGCUGCUGAUGCCAGCACAUUGUGUGUCCUACCCUUCCUGGUUGACUGUCUUCAGUGGUCAGGGUGGACCUGACCCUCGGUGAGAUGCCAGGGCACCAUGGGCUGUGGGGGCUGCAGUACUCAGAGGCUGCCUGUCCUCAAGGACACCUGCCUUGCUGACCCCAGGGAAAUGAACAGACUAGGUGCCUGCCCAGAGCUUAUCAUAGUCCCCCAGACUAGAGCAUGGUUGCUGGCCAUAGGAGGACCACCAACCUGCCACCCCAGCCUGGGCAGAGAAGAGGUCACUUGGCGUCUGAAGACUGGGUGCUCUCUUGCAGAGAUCUUGCUCAAGCCCUGAGCCCUGGGAACUGUAGGCAUAGACCCUGCUUCUGGCUGCAGCCACUCUCACAGAAGCAGGGAGCCAGCCUGGACGUGGGCCUGAGAACCAUGGACUCCCGGUCCCUGGUCAGCACCCUUGAGGCUGUGCACAUUUGUAGGCACAGCCAGGCAGCACUGGGAAGCCACAGCAUUAUCCAGGUACAGAUCUGAGGCUGCUAGCACCUUGGCAAGAGCAAGCCAGAUCCUCCUGCUUGGAAGCAGAUGUCCCUUAGCCCUGAGUCGGGACAUGUGCUUUAAAUGUACAGCCCAGCACCAGCUGUUAAAUGGCCGAAUCUGGUAUGUUUUUCUUUCCUAAAAAGAACAGCAAAUGGUGUCUGGUGCGUCAGCCUGUGGGCUCAUAUUCUUUAUGAUGCUGGUGAUUGAAUCAAGGGUCUUAUAAAUGUAGGCAGGCCUGCUGUACCAUUUAGGUGCAUCCCCAGCCAUGUUUUCAGUUUUAUUCAGUCUUGCUAAGUGGCCUAGCCUGGCCUUGAACUUGUGAUCUUCCUGCCUCAGCCUCCUGGAUAACAAGGAUUAUAGGUAUGUGCCACCAUAUCCAGCCUCUGUGCACUCUGAAGAUGCUUCAUCUGAGGGAGGAGCAGCUGCCUAAGAGUCCAUUCCUGGGCCGUCCCUGCAGGGCUUUUGGGGCUGGAGCUCAUUUCCAAGUGAGGGAGACCUCAAUUGCAAACCAGGGAGCUGACAAAAAACCUGAUUCAAGUUUCUGUUAGCGGGACUUGGCAACUGGUAGUAUUUUUAUUUCAGAUGAAUUAAUAAAAGUUCUCUAUGCACAUCAUAAA